AUGAGUAGUAGUGGAAAAAAUGAAAAGAAAAAAAGGCAUAAAGAUCACAAAAGAAAUGUGGAUAAUAAUUAUAAUGAAAGAAUAAAAAGAGAGAAAAAGGAAGAGUUUGGUUCCUCAUCGUCUUAUUCAACAGACUAUGUUAAUAAAAGAAAGAGGAUGAGGACCCCGUCUUCAUCUUAUGAUAGUAGUUUAGAAAUAAGAAAACGUGAGGAAAAAAAGAAAAGAAGAAAUAAUUCUUAUCCUUCAUCCAAUAGUUAUAAUAGUAAUACAGAAAAUGAUUCGAAUUAUAGGAAAGAAAAAAUAAAAAAGAAAAAAGAUGAAAAAGAACUAAAGGUUAAAGUUGCAAGUCAUAUAAGAAAAGAUAAUAAUAAAAUUCCAGAUGGAAGUAUGUCUUCUACGCAUUCAAGUAAAGAUAAGGUAAAAGGAAAAAAAAAUAAAAAAUAUUCUUAUGAGGAAUCUAAUUCAAUUAGUAGUGAUAAAUAUAAUAAUAAAGAAAAAAAGGGUAGUUCAAAGCGUUCCAGGGAAAAAAAGAAGGAAUGGAGUUCAUCAGAUAAUUCAAGUGUGUAUAACAUGAAAAGAAAUAAAAAGGAUAAAAGAAAAGGGUCUUAUGAAGGUAAAAAUGUGUAUAUAAGGAGAAGUGUUAGUAGUAGGAGUGUCAGCAGUGAUAGUAAUAAAAGUGAAAGUAAUAAAAUUGAAAGUAAUGAAAGUGUUAGUAGUAGGAGUGUCAGCAGUGAAAGUAAUAAAAGUGAAAGUAAUAAAAGUGAAAGUAAUAAAAGUGAAAGUAAUGAAAGUGAAAGUAAUAAAAGUGAAAGUAAUGAAAGUGAAAGUAAUAAAAGUGAAAGUAAUAAAAGUGAAAGUAAUAAAAGUGAAAGUAAUGAAAGUGAAAGUAAUAAAAGUGAAAGUAAUGAAAGUGAAAGUAAUGAAAGUUAUAGUAAAAAAAGUAUAAGUAACAAAAAGUAUAAGAACAAAAGAUAUAAGAACAAAAGAGAUAAGAACAAAAGAUAUAAGAACAAAAGAUAUAAGAGCAAAAGAUAUAAGAGCAAAAGUAAGAGUUCCUUAAGUAGUUGUGAUGAAAAGAAGAAAAAAGGAUAUGAGGAAUUCGAAGAAGAUGAUAAAAAUACUGAGGAAACAUUAGAAAUUAACGAAGAUUUAAUUGAAUAUGCAAAACAAAAGAUUUCUAAUGUUACAAUUGACGAUAUAGGAAAAGCUGGUGGUGUUUAUAUUCCUCCAUUUAAGUUGGAAAGAUUAAAAACUGAGGUUACAAAUAAGAAAAGUGUUUUAUAUCAAAAACAAGAAUGGAUGAAAUUAAAAAAGAAAAUAAAUAAUAUUGUAAAUAAAGUAAAUAUAGAUAAUAUAAGUGAAGUAUGUUAUGAAUUAUUUGAAUGUAAUUUAAUACGUGGGAAAGGAUUAUUUAGUCGUGCCUUAAUACAUGCACAAUUAAGUUCUCCAGCAUUUACAAAUGUAUUUACAUGUUUAUUAUGUAUAGUAAAUUCUAAAUUUCCUAAUAUUGGUUUAUUAACAAUACAAAGGAUAAUAUUGCAUUUUAGAAGAGCAUAUAAAAGGAAUGAUAAAAUAUUAUGUUUUAAUACUGUUAAAUUUAUAGCACAUAUGAUUAAUCAAAGAAUAGUACACGAAAUUGUAGGUUUACAAUUAUGCUCUUUACUUUUACAAAAUAUAACGAAUGAUUCGGUUCAAGUAUGUACAUACUUUUUAGCAGAGGUUGGAGAAUUAUAUACUAAUAUUUGUAGAAAGGGGUUAGAUAUCAUUUUUGAUAGACUCAAAGAUAUUAUUCAAGAGGGACAAAUUAAUAUAAAAACUCAAUAUGAUAUUGAAAAAUUAUGGAAUUAUAGAAAAAAUAAUUUUAAAGAUUUCCCAUCGGUUCAUGAUGAUUUAAAUUUAAUUGAUGAAGAGGAUAAAAUAGUACAUGAGAUUGAUAUAUUGGAUGAGAGUUUUAAUAGUCAGGAAGAAUUAAAUAUAUUUAGAGAAGUUCCUUAUGAACAAUAUGAAGAAGAGGAAAAUGAAUGGAAACAUAUAUCGGAAGAAUUGUUAUUUGGAGACGAUUCAGCAGAUGAGAAAAAAAACAAAAAAACAAAAAAACAAAAAAAAAAAGAAAAAAAUGAAAGCGAAAGGGAAAACGAAAGUGAAAACGAAAGUGAAAGUGAAAAAUUAGGUAAUGAUGAUUUAGACGAAAAUAAUAAUAGCAGUGAAGAUAGUGAAGCCGAAAAAAGUGAUAGUAAUGAUGACGAUGAGGAUGAAAAUAAUGAUAGCGACAAUCAUGAAGAAAUACAUGAUAUGACUGAACAAUAUUUAAUAAAUUUAAGAAAAAAUGUAUAUUUAUCAAUAAUGUCAUCAUUAAGUUAUGAAGAAUGUGUUCAUAAAUUAUUAAAAUUAAAUAUUAAAAAAGGAUAUGAAAUAGAAAUAUGUAAUAUGUUAAUAGAUUGCUGUUGUAUGGAAAAAACAUUUCAAAAGUUUUAUGCCUUACAAGCAGAAAGAUUAUGUAAAUUAAAAAAAAUUUAUCAAGAAAAUUUCGAAAAGUGUUUUGAUAACUCAUUUAAUACAGCUCAUAGAUUGGAAACAGCUAAAUUAAGAAACUGCUCAAAAUUUUUUGCACAUUUAUUAUAUACUGAUGCAAUAUCUUGGAGUAUUUUUAAAAUUAUUAAAUUAACAGAAGAAGACACAACAUCAUCAACAAGAAUAUUUAUUAAAAUCUUGUUACAAGAAUUAACAAAUAAUUUAGGACUACAAGCAUUUUAUCAUAAAAUAAAUCACCCAGCUAUAUCGCCAUUUUUAAUAGGAUUAUUUCCUACAAAUAAUGCACAAAAUAUAAGAUUCUGUAUUAACUUCUUUACAGCCAUAGGUUUAGGGGCCUUAACAUCAUCAUUGAGGAAAUUAUUGUUAACCUAA
Molecule: messenger RNA, 2904 nt
Organism: Plasmodium falciparum 3D7
Lineage: Eukaryota; Apicomplexa; Aconoidasida; Haemosporida; Plasmodiidae
Gene: CWC22
Product: CWC22 family protein
Cellular component (GO): nucleus
Molecular function (GO): RNA binding
Source: RefSeq, a predicted model, not a curated record